UUUAAUGGAAUCUGCUGAAAGACAAGCUGCCGCAAUUAAAAAGGCUAACGAAACCAAAGCGACCAAUUCAAAAAAUAAAAUGGUACAAUCACCUACAAUUCCUAUUUUGUCAUCACCAUCAUCUUCAAAUAAUCAAACAACAAUUUUGCAAAUUGGAGAAUUUCCAAGAAAAGAAGAUUCAAAAUUAAAAGAGGAAGAAGAAAAAUUGUUAAUUGGGCAGCGUAAAAAAUUCCAAGCACUGAGGCUAGCUGACAAUAAUGAUAAUUGGUCUACAAGUAAUGAGGAUGAAGAGGAAGAAAAUGAAUGGUCAACAGCGGCAAGUCGUUGCUAA
Molecule: messenger RNA, 331 nt
Organism: Meloidogyne enterolobii
Lineage: Eukaryota; Metazoa; Nematoda; Chromadorea; Rhabditida; Meloidogynidae
Source: the annotation of a GenBank genome assembly